UGUUUUCUUUCACCGAGGUUUUGUACACGCACUUUUGUUUGUUUUCCCAAUUUUUCUUCACUAAACAAGCUUUUUGCAUGUGGUGGCACAAUGGCAAAUCAAGAAAUUAGUUUAAAAUGGAAUGGAUAUCAGAGUAAUAUUUUAACUAACGUCAAAGAGUUAUUUAAGGACGAAAGUUUAUCGGAUGUAACACUUGUGUCUGAAGGGCAUAGUUUUAAGGCCCACAAAGUAAUUCUUUCAGCGAAUAGCACUGUUUUCAGAGGGAUAUUUCAGCAAAACCCCCACAAAGAUCCAAUUAUAGUGCUUCACGAUAUCAAUACGGAUUCUUUACGGACUCUUUUGAGGUUCAUGUACAACGGUGAAGUCAACGUGACUGAGGAGUUUUUACCUGUUCUAUUGAAGACUGCCGAAGCUUUGAGGAUAUGUGGACUAUCCAAUGGAAGUGACACUGGACGUGACGACGAGAAAACAGCUACAUCAACACAAAAUGUAUCCAAAAAGCGAAGGAAAAGUCAACAGGAGGAUAAUGACGACAAAAGUCACAAGAAACCGACUCCAUGUUUAUCAAAACUAGACACUGUGGUAGCAAUCACUAAUUCUGAUACUUCUAAAAACUCUAAUAUAGUGCCCAAAGUUGAACCCAUAGACUCACCAUUAACAGACUAUUCAGGAGAUAGCACCAAUGAUACAGACAUAGCAGUCCUAGAUGAUAGCUUAGAAAAAAAAUUUACAAUAAGCCCUGGGAAUGUACCAAAUCCUAACAAAACUGUAUGUACAGCUUUACUUACUGACCGUAAUGUAAAGAAAUGUAUUAAUGAAGUGAGCAGUACACAGCCAUGUUUAAAUGUUGUCAUUGAGCCGUGUAAAAAUGUGGAAUUGGAAGAGGAAAAAGAGAUAGAAAUUGAUAAAGAAGUUGAAAAUGUACUACAGAGUGGAACAAUUGUUGAGUCUUUGAGUAUAACAACAGGGAAUAUGAAUUUUGUGUCCAGUGAGGCUCCAAAUGUUAAAGACAAAAGCAGUACCUACUAUGCAAACCCAUCAUUCCCGUGCCCUUUCUGCCCUCGAGUGUACAACAGUUGGGGGUAUAGGAGAAGGCAUGUCAAAUCUAGACAUAUGACUAACAGGCUGUCGUGCAAAUGGUGCGUGUCAGUUCUGCCGUCGACCGGCGCGUGGUACUCGCACGCAACGCGCGCGCACGGCGUGCCGCAUGAGGAGGCACGUAACUCGCUCGUUGUGAUGGUGGAGGCGCACGCCGUGCUCACGCUCAACGAGCCCAGCGUUGCGCAGCUGCUGGGACAAGUGGGCAUCUCUGAUGGUAAUACUGCCGAGAACACCAACUAGGGUAUGUUUGUGUUCAUGCAAAUUAAAUGGAGUCUCGUGCGAUACUGACCAAGCCUAGUGUUGCAAAGUUGUGACAAGUUUUACAAGUCAAAGUCAUUUAUUCAAAUUGGGAACUAUUGUACACUUUGUGAUUGUUAAACAAUAGUGGUGAAAAAUAAUUACGUUAACUUAAAAGUAACGCUACGAGGGUUCCAAACGCGCCCAAGUAUAAGGCAUGAUUGUCGUCAAGCGCAAGUCUGUUCUGCAAAAAAAGUGAGCAUAUCUAUAGCAAUACUGUUAAGAAGACCAAUUUAGUAGGGCAUAUUUUAUUGGUACCAUACUUAGUAUACUCAUGACCAGAACCGUAACAAGCUCAUUGUGAUGGUGUAAGACAGACUUGGGUAUAAUAUUAUAUUGAUUCGAUAUUUGAAACUGCAUGCUGCCACUGAUCUUGUUACGGGGAAAGAUGGAACUCCUUCACGAUGGUACCAAGAAGACCAAUUUGGGUAUGUUUACCGUGAUACGAUACUUGAUAGUGAUACUACCUCGUGGUGAUGAGGCUCAUGUAGCAUUGACAAUGAAACCAGUGUUUUGCAGUUUGUGAAACAAGUACACAUAUUUAAAAGCAAUACAGCUGAAUAAAAAUAGAAAAUUGUCUUCAAAUUAGGUAUGUUUUUCGAUUUUUUUAAUGAAAUAUUAAUAUAAUUGAAAUAUUAUUAUUAUAUAUAAACCUAAAGAUAUUAUAAACAAAUUAAUUCUCAAUAUUUCUAAUAAAAUCUCAAAUAUAUCAAACUGCCAAUUUAUCAGAGCUUGUAACCAGCUAUUGCUACUAUAAAAUAUGAACUAAUACUUUUACCUAAAACUUUUCGAUUAUAAAAUAUUAUGUAUCGUUGAAAUGAUACAGAAAAUAUAUAAAAUGUCAUUUAUAUUUAUAUAUUAUGUAAAUUGCAGCCUCUAAAGAAAAUAUUUAGUAUACAAAAAAAUAAUUAGGUACAUCUAAGAUCCGAUUUCGGAAAAACAAAGAGUUGUUUUAUGCAUAGUAUUUCAAAAUUGUUAAGUUCAAUUUUUUUGCAUUGUUUUAGUUUUAUUCAGCCAUAAUAUGGGGCCAGUAACAUUAAUCUUAAAAAUGAUUGCAACAUGGCCAGUAACAUUAUUAUUUUUACUCAAUAAUUAUAAAGCCAUCCAUAAUAAUUUUUAUUGUAAUAAUAUUUUAUAAGCCCUAUUUAAAAAUUAUAAAUCAACUUAACAACAAGUCCAUGUCAGAAUAUAUUAACUAAAAUAUUAAUGGCCUAUAUUGUAUAAGAUAAUGAAUAAAAUUUAGUGAUAAGGCAAAUUGUUAUUUUUGUAUAUGUAUAAUCUAAUGAUCUCAACACAAUCAAGUCAAAUGUUUAGUCGAUUAAGAUCCAUAAUCAAAGUCGAAAAAAGUCGACAAACAAGUCAUCAAUUUAUUUUCUUCAAAUCAUCUAAAUAAAGCUAGUCUAUAAAACCACCAUUUAAAAAGUUACAUUCCUGUUUCUAAGAUGUCAUGAUGUUGUUUCUGUUUUACAGAAAUGUUCCACAUUUUUUUUUCGAAUUUAAAAAAGGACGAUUUUCAUCGAUUGCAUUAGCACAUUUCUUCACAUGCAAUUUGUAAAAUCAGCUAGCUUUUGCUGUAUCCCUACCUAUGAUAUAAUCUGUUUAAACCUGUUCAAGAAGCAGGUAGACAAAUAAAAAAAAAACAGGUGUUUAAGUUCUUUUACGGCCUUAUUCACAAACGUUACUAUGAGGUCUCACAGUGCGCUCGAACGCAUAGUGUAGGUUCCCCACCAAUCAGAUCAUUGUAAAUUGACGUGAUACAGUCAUCUGAUUGGUGGAACGGACACUGCGUUCGAGAGCACUGUGAGACCUCAUAGUAACGUUUGUGAAUACGGGUGUAAGUGUAGCAACAGCAGGCCCUAAUUCGCUCGCUAUUUAUUAAAAAAUAUACGCUCCGAAAUUAAAACUACCUCCUUUUUUGGAAUUCUGCUAAAAAAUUAAGAACCUAUUAGAUUGAGGGUAGUCCUCAGGCCCUUAAAGCUUCUCUACUUUUUAAUACAAACAAUAUUUUUGUGGACAAAAUAUGCAUCUAUAGCAGUCAUUUAGGUAAUAGAGUUAUCAAGUCAUGACUUCUUGUUUCUUAAUCUUUUAAAUCCUUACUCAAAUCUCUUAGCAAUCUAAACUAUCUGAUAUGACUGAAAUAUAGAGCUUAGGAUUAUAAUUAAGUAUAAGAAGAUAUUUUUAUACUGUAAUUUUAAAAAUUAAUAUUACUGGGCAAUAAGUUUAGGAUGUGAUUUCUAGAAAUAAAAAUAUAGGUUAAAUGUAUUUGGUCAGUAUGUAUAGGCGCCGAGGCCUAAACUUAUCAGAACUAUAAUAUUGAAAAGUUGCAGAUUCGGAAAAAGCAAUUUGCGUGUUAUAUUAUAUAACUUUUAUAUUUAUAAGGGUAUCAUCCAAAAAAAAUUAUAUACAAAUGUGUUGUGACGCAUAAUGUAUAUUAAGAAAAAGGAAAGUUUGUAUAAGAAAAAAAAAGAGUGUAUUUUGUAUAACUAUUUAUAAUAUAUUUGGAGUGGUUUUGGAACAAUUAUUUAUUAUAUAUACAUUCAGUUUAUCGAAACAUUUUAUUAAUAGCUUAUUAAAAUGUCAAAUUACUUAACACAAACAUUGUGUAUAAUAAUAAUAAUAGCAAAAUUAGUUACCUUUGCCACUUUUGCCGAUAAACAAAUCAAUCAAAGGCGAAACAGUCAAUAUUAUCCCUGUAUAUAAUAGUUACUUAUCAAUAUACCUAAUAUUAUUCUGAUCUGACCAUUGUCUAAGGAAUAAAACAGAACCUCUCUAUUUUCCGGCCCACUUAAGUGGAACGGAGCAAAGAUGUGCUUAGUAAACCAAUCAGAUGAUUGAUAGAUGACGUGUUAAUUUUUUCACGUCAUUUAUCAAUGAUCUGAUUGGUUGCCCGUCUCGCUUUGUAGGAUACCGAGUCUUAGGUUUCACCUAACCCUACAGUUACGAGGGUAUAAUUUUAUCCCUUACAGUUGGAAUAGGGAAUAGAUACAAUUUGUAGUAGGUACUGGCGCCAUUUUGAUUUGCAACUAAGAGAAGAUGUUGUUUUAUUGUAAUUACAUACUCAAUAGUCAGCUUACACAAAAGGUAUUUAGUUAUAAGAUAUAAAAAUAUGAAGAUUUAAAACUAUUUAUGAAGAAUUCUUAUGGAAUACAUAUCAAAUCGUACAAACAAGUAUUCAGAGCUUCACAAAUUGAUAAGGGUAUAUUUGUAUAUGUAAAAUUUUAAAUGAUAAUUUACUAUUGAAUUUGUGAUAGCAAUAAUUUCAGAAAUUAUAGUAUUUGGAAUGAAAUAAUAAAACUAUUCACAAUUCAUAAUAAUUUUGGUCCUCAAAUUGCCACUAACUUAAUAUUUCUAGAUAUAAGAGUAAAUAUUGUGAUAACAGAUUUUUUUUCCUAAGGUAAAGGUGCCUAAAUU
This is a messenger RNA of Maniola jurtina (meadow brown), 4809 nucleotides long. RefSeq names its product zinc finger protein 131-like. Lineage: Eukaryota; Metazoa; Arthropoda; Insecta; Lepidoptera; Nymphalidae. The coding region runs from base 91 to 1341 and encodes 416 amino acids. The record is from RefSeq and is a predicted model, not a curated record. Gene Ontology annotation, molecular function: protein binding. Gene Ontology annotation, cellular component: nucleus. Gene Ontology annotation, biological process: regulation of transcription by RNA polymerase II. The transcript is spliced from 6 exons.